AUGGACCAGGCAGCCUUCAAAGUCGUCGUCGUGGGAGGCGGGCCUGCGGGCCUGGUCGCGGCCCACGCCUUCACCAAGGCCGGCAUUGAUUUUGUCGUGCUCGAGGGCCGAAGCUCCGUGGCACCCGAGCUGGGUGCCGGCGUCGGAUUCUGGCCCAUGAGCCUGCGCAUCCUCGACCAGCUCGACAUCCUCGAACAGAUCCGGCCCCUGCUCAACGCCUUUCCCUCCAAAAACGUCAUCCUCGCCGACGGAGGAGUCUUGCAGAAUUACCCUCUCAAGAUGGACGAGUACCUCGGCGAACACUUUUAUAUGUGCCACCGAGCCGACCUCCUUCAGACCCUCUACGACACGCUGCCAGACGCAGCCAAGGCUCGUGUUCUUACGGGUAAGCGCGUCGAGGUCAUUGAGGUCGGCGACAGCGGCGUCCGCGUAGGCUGCGAGGACGGGUCCUGGGAGACGGGGUCCAUAGUCUUUGGCGCCGACGGCGUGCACAGCAAGGUCCGCCGCCUGGCACGCGAGGCGGCGCUUGAAGAAAACCCCGAGGCGGAGACGGACCCGGUGCGGCCGUUCCUCACCAGCUUCGAGGGUCUUUUCGGCAACUCGCCCCUGGACGCCCUCCCGGGCUUUUCACCCGAAGAUCUUACCGAGGUGCACUCGUUCGGCACCGACAUUCAGGUCUUUGCCGGGCGGGAGCGUGUGUGGUGGAUCGUGUACCACAAGCUGGACGAACCCACCCGCGAGCCGCUCAGAUACUCGGACAAAGACAGGGACGCGUUCGCAGACAGGGUCGGCCACCUUCACAUCUCGGACAAGCUGACGUUCCGCGACAUGUACGCCGCCCGCAACAGCAGCUGCGCUGUGGCGCUCGAGGAGGGCUCGCUGAAGCACUGGGGUUGGAAACGUAUCGUGAUGCUCGGCGACUCGUCCAACAAGAUGACGGCCAACGUCGGCAUGGGCAUGAACUGCGCCAUCCAGGACGUCGUCAUCCUGGUCAACCACCUUCACAACCUCUUGUCCAAGGCGGGGGCACCCGGAUCCGGGCCGUCGGCCGCAGCAGCCGAGACAAUAGACACGCCGACGCUGGAGCGGCUGUUCGACGCCUACUGGGCUGAGCACAACGAGUUCUCGCCCAAGUUCACCUACCUCUCGGCGCGAGACGUGCGCAUCGGCAGCUGGAGCACCUAUGUCCGCUACUUCUUCGACAGGUGGCUCUACCCGCUGAUCGGCAUGCGCAGGUUCAUCUUCAGGUUCAUCGUUGCGCGCUUCAUGAGCCGCGGCCGCGUGUUGGACUUCCUCGAGAUCAAGAACAACUUCUCGGGCACUGUGCCCUGGACCCACUCGCCCAAGAACAUCGCCAGCAGCGGCAAGGAAGCAAAGCUCUGAUAAUAUCUGAUACGAAACAUUUCUUUUGUCUUUUGGGCUGGUUGGGUACCGGGGAGUUUUUGGUUGACUUGGCUACGUCCAUGACAUCGCGGAUAUUUCUAUUUAGAGCAGCAGUGAUUUCUAGAGCAGUUAUUACCCCUUCCAGAUUCUAAAACCCCAAUCAAUAUUCAUCGUGC
This is a messenger RNA of Lasiosphaeria miniovina, 1559 nucleotides long. RefSeq lists its product as uncharacterized. The transcript is spliced from 2 exons. The coding region runs from base 1 to 1383 and encodes 460 amino acids. NCBI's taxonomy places the organism in Eukaryota, Fungi, Ascomycota, Sordariomycetes, Sordariales, Lasiosphaeriaceae. The record is from RefSeq and is a predicted model, not a curated record. Gene Ontology annotation, molecular function: FAD binding.